AUGAAUUUUGCACGAGCACGGCAUACAGCAUCCGUUUUGACAAAUGGAAAAGUUUUAGUUACUGGUGGAGAAUAUAAUGGUUCUUCUCUAAACAGUGCAGAAUUGUAUGAUCCAUCAACAGGAGUUUGGACAACGACUAAUAAUAUGAAUUCUGCACGAAAAUGGCAUAGAGCAUCCGUAUUAACAAAUGGAAAAGUAUUAAUUACUGGUGGAUCUGACGAUUAUUCUUUUCUAAAUAGUGCUGAACUUUAUGAUCCAUCAACAGGAAUUUGGACAACAAGUGGUAGUAUGAAUUUUAAACGCUGGGUACAUACAGCAACCGUUUUAACAAAUGGAAAAGUAUUAGUUGUUGGUGGAUCGCCUAGUCCAAAGACUGCUGAAUUAUAUAAUCCAUUAACUGAAAUUUGGGAAAUGACUGGUGACAUGAAUCUCGAACGAAUUUUUCACACAGCGUCAAUAUUAACAGACGGAAAAGUAUUAGUUGUUGGUGGACGGUUGGGGUCGGUAGAUGAAACUAAUACUGCUGAAUUGUAUGAUCCAUCAACAGGAAAUUGGACAAUGCCUAAUUCUAUGAAUUAUGAACGAAAAGAUCAUACGGCAUCAGUGUUAAUAAAUGGAGAAGUUUUAGUUACUGGUGGAGAAAAUAAUAAUUCUUUGCUAAAUAGUGCUGAAUUGUAUAAUCCAUUAACGAAAAAUUGGAUAUUGAUUAAUUCUAUGAAUGAGAAACGGGCUUAUCACACGGCAACCGUACUAAAGAAUGGAAAUGUGUUAGUUGCUGGUCAUUCACUUAAUAUUGCUGAAUUGUAUGAUCCAUCAGCAAAAACUUGGAGAUCGGCUAGUCCUAUGAAUAGUAGACGAGGUUCUCCCACAGCAUCUCUACUAACAGAUGGAAGAGUAUUAGUUGCUGGUGGAUCCUGGCUUCUUUUUGCUCUCAACAGUGCAGAAUUGUUUUAUCCUAAUGUAACAAAUGUAUGA
Molecule: messenger RNA, 975 nt
Organism: Rotaria sp. Silwood1
Lineage: Eukaryota; Metazoa; Rotifera; Eurotatoria; Philodinida; Philodinidae
Source: the annotation of a GenBank genome assembly